UUGCUGGCGUAGGGCUGCAGUUUGAUGUCUCCUACUAAACGAACGCAGAGGGAAUGGACGAGGAAGACGCUGCCGCUCAAACUGCGUGUGCGCACCGCUGACCUCCACAGUUAUUCGGGAUCUGGCUCCAGAACUUCCCUGGAAAUUUCAUUUUCCUGAGUUUUCCAUGCAAACAUAACUGCUCACUCUCUGUCAGAGUAUUCUUUAUCAAGGGACAAGAGUGAGGACACAGCAUGCUGUCGUCCCUGAAGACCUUGCUGCUGCUCUCGGUCCUGUGCGCGCCGACCUCCAGCCUGUGCCUGCGCCUCCACCAGACCCGCUCCGAUCUCCUCUGCAACAACUUCCUGGCUGUUCGGGUUCCAAGUGAUGAGCCCGAACCGGGUUACUCUCCAUUAGGCAGCCUGGGGUCCCUGCUUCAGUCCGAGGGGUAUCUCAGUCCCCCCUCAUCCUCCUCUUCUGCUGAAUCCAGCCGGGAAAAAAGAACUUCAAGUCCCGCAAAUUACCGCUUCACGAGCCGGACGAAGCUUCGAGGGCAGAUGCUCCGCAACAGCAUCAAAGGAGACCGGAGGAGCAGACUGACCCUGUCCCUGGACGUCCCGACCAACAUCAUGAACGUCCUCUUUGACGUGGCCAAAGCCAAAAACCUGCGCGCUAAAGCGGCGGAAAACGCGCGUCUCCUGGCGCAAAUCGGACGGAGAAAAUAAGAAACUUUUCGUUCACACAGACGUGACAGGGUUUUGGUACAGCCCGUCAGCACCUGAUCACUUUUCAUCCUUCAAAUACACUUUUUCCUCCAAGUGAACAAAAAUUUAACUCGGUUAAAGCAGGCAGAAUAAAAUCCGGUUCUAUUGUUAACUAUUAUUUUUUUUAUCUAUUAAACCUGUAAGAAAAGCGCCUCGUUGUUUAAAUUGUUGUUUAAUUGCCUGUUUAAAGAAAUGAAAUAGUUUAGCUUGAGAACACAACUUACAGUUCUGGUUAAAGAAUCGUUUACAAAUCAAUGCAUUUGUUUCUUUACUCCUCUCAGACAUGUUGCUGUUGUGGCAGCAUCUUUACCUCAAACCCAGACAGGACACACCUGAUUUUAUUUGAGUUACGGGCUUUGAGUCACUUACUGGGGAGUUGUCUUCGUGUGAAUCAGGCCCAAGUUAGAAUAAGCUACCUAAAUGUCGCAGUUCAUUAGGCUUUCCUCUUUUAACCACGAUUGCCACUCAGUUUAAGAAUUCAUUGAAAGUAGAUUGAAUGAAACGUCUUUCAGUUUGAUGUAUUUGGGAUUUUCUGCUGGGUCGCAAAAGACCACAUUGUCUGUGAAAAACGCAUGUGAAUGUAUGUGCUCAUCAGAUAUCUGUUAUUUUUAUACUGCAAAUAAAGGAUUAUUUUUCCUCAAUUAAAGCAGAUGAAGGGUAC
Molecule: messenger RNA, 1404 nt
Organism: Nothobranchius furzeri (turquoise killifish)
Lineage: Eukaryota; Metazoa; Chordata; Actinopteri; Cyprinodontiformes; Nothobranchiidae
Gene: ucn3l
Product: urocortin 3, like
Biological process (GO): digestion; hormone-mediated signaling pathway; cellular response to nutrient levels
Cellular component (GO): extracellular region
Molecular function (GO): corticotropin-releasing hormone receptor 2 binding; hormone activity
Source: RefSeq, a predicted model, not a curated record